AUGAUUAACAAAAUAUUUUAUGGGAGAAGUUUGUUUAAAAGUAAAACAUUUAAGGGAUUUUUCAGAAAAAUCGAAGAUAAUAAGCUAUUCCCAUAAGACACUAAAUAUGAGCUAAUUGAGUUGAAUAAUUAGCUUACUGUCGAUCCUGAUACAGUAGUCUGCUUCCGCUCAACUGAUUAACUAUUUUAUAAGAGACUAGUUGAAGAUGACCCAAUCAAAAAUACUCCUGGGUAUAUUGCAUUUAACUAACACUUACCAUGGUUUUUUACUAACUACUUAUCUCCUGAACAUCAUAAUUAUCACUUCAUCUUCUACUUUGAUGAGGCAAUUACAGACAUAGUUUAUAAAAAAGACAAUCAAUUCAUUUAAAUAGCAGGAUCACUUGAUUAUGGAUUUUACCUUGCAUAUCAUAAGCUCAGUCUUUACCUAGAAUUGCAUAACGAAAAAUAAUUUUUGUAGUCAAUUUAGAAUGAAGAACUAGGACAUAGCUCUAAAAUGAGAUAAAUUAGUUUGCUAAGCAAAAUAACUAGCAUAGAUUAAUUAGGCUUAGAGGAUGAGUAAAGAGUGGUUAAUUUUUAAAAUGAAAAUUUCUGCUUUUAAAUUGAGCCUUUCAUGCAAGAACAGAGAUCAAAAUUGUUCUUGGAACAAAAGACUAAAGUAUUUAAAUAAAAACUAAGCCAAGAUGUUAGCUUUUAAACAAAACAAGAAGUUGCGUUUAAUUUCGAAAAGCUUAUUUAUAGAUAAAUUUAUGAUAAAAUGCUCUCAAUUCGUGAGCAAUUUAACAAAAAGCACCCUAAUGAACAAUGUGUAAUACUUUUGUGUGGUAAAUUAACAUAUAAUAAAUAUUUUAGAUAGAUGGUAAAGUAAAUAUGCGAUAAAUUGAAUAUCAAAAUUAUACUCCAUGAGUAAAAAUACCACAAUAUUAUUCCUUACUUCAUAAAUCAAUGCUACACAUUCAAAGACAUCUAACAAAAUCCAUAAAACAUAUCUACUUUUAUGAAUGUGAGUUAUGGUGUGCAUAGACCAUUUUAACAAGUUUUAUGA
Messenger RNA from Tetrahymena thermophila SB210, 1044 nucleotides. RefSeq lists its product as hypothetical. The transcript has a single exon. NCBI's taxonomy places the organism in Eukaryota, Ciliophora, Oligohymenophorea, Hymenostomatida, Tetrahymenidae. The record is from RefSeq and is a predicted model, not a curated record.